UAGCCAUCAUGGCAACUUCAUCAGAAGAAGUUUUACUGAUUGUAAAGAAGGUGCGUCAGAAGAAGCAAGAUGGAGCACUGUACCUCAUGGCAGAAAGAAUUGCUUGGGCACCUGAGGGCAAAGAUAGAUUUACAAUCAGCCAUAUGUAUGCAGAUAUUAAAUGCCAGAAAAUCAGUCCAGAAGGAAAAGCUAAAAUUCAGCUUCAGCUGGUCCUGCAUGCAGGGGACACAACUAACUUCCAUUUUUCCAAUGAAAGCACAGCAGUGAAAGAGCGAGAUACCGUAAAGGACCUCCUUCAGCAGUUGCUACCCAAAUUCAAGAGGAAAGCAAAUAAAGAACUAGAAGAGAAAAACAGAAUGCUGCAAGAAGAUCCUGUUUUGUUUCAGCUUUAUAAAGACCUUGUUGUGAGUCAAGUGAUCAGUGCUGAGGAGUUCUGGGCCAAUCGUUUAAAUGUGAAUGCAGCAGAUAGUUCUACCGCAUCCAAUCAUAAACAGGAUGUUGGCAUUUCUGCAGCUUUUCUGGCUGAUGUCCGACCUCAGACAGAUGGCUGUAAUGGUCUGAGAUAUAAUUUAACCUCUGAUAUCAUUGAGUCCAUAUUUAGAACCUAUCCAGCAGUAAAAAUGAAAUAUGCAGAAAAUGUUCCCCACAAUAUGACAGAAAAGGAAUUCUGGACACGUUUUUUCCAGUCCCAUUAUUUUCACAGGGACCGGCUGAAUACAGGGUCAAAGGACCUCUUUGCCGAAUGUGCCAAAAUAGAUGAAAAAGGGUUAAAAACAAUGGUUUCAUUAGGAGUGAAAAACCCACUACUAGAUUUGACCGCUUUGGAAGAUAAACCAUUAGAUGAGGGCUAUGGCAUUUCCUCUGUGCCAUCAACUUCCAAUUCUAAAUCCAUAAAAGAGAACAGUAAUGCUGCCAUCAUCAAGAGAUUUAACCAUCACAGUGCCAUGGUCCUGGCAGCAGGUCUCAGGAAACAAGAAGCACAAAAUGAACAAAACUGUGAGCCCAGCAGCAUGGAUGGAAAUUCCAGAGAUGCAGAUUGCUUUCAGCCAGCAGUCAAAAGGGCAAAAUUACAGGAGUCCAUUGAAUAUGAAGACUUGGGAAAAAAUAAUUCCAUAAAAACAAUAGCACUAAACCUCAAGAAAUCAGAUAGGUAUUAUCAUGGUCCAACUCCAGUCCAGUCACUACAGUAUGCAACAAGUCAGGACAUUAUUAAUUCUUUUCAAAGUAUUAGACAAGAAAUGGAAGCUUAUACACCCAAAUUAACUCAGGUUCUCUCAAGUAGUGCUGCUAGUAGUACGAUCACGGCCCUGUCACCUGGAGGAGCACUUAUGCAGGGAGGGACACAGCAAGCCAUCAACCAGAUGGUGCCAAAUGAUAUUCAGUCUGAAUUGAAACAUCUAUAUGUGGCUGUUGGCGAACUUCUACGGCACUUCUGGUCCUGCUUUCCUGUUAAUACACCAUUCCUGGAAGAAAAGGUAGUGAAGAUGAAAAGUAAUUUGGAACGAUUUCAAGUUACAAAGCUCUGCCCAUUCCAAGAAAAAAUUCGUAGACAGUAUUUAAGCACAAAUUUGGUGAGCCACAUAGAAGAGAUGCUCCAGACAGCCUACAACAAGCUCCACACAUGGCAGUCACGGCGCAUGCUAAAGAAAACGUGA
Chrysochloris asiatica (Cape golden mole) is the source of this 1655-nucleotide messenger RNA. It is a transcript of the gene GTF2H1, whose product is annotated as general transcription factor IIH, polypeptide 1, 62kDa. Bases 9 to 1655 code for a protein of 548 amino acids. Lineage: Eukaryota; Metazoa; Chordata; Mammalia; Afrosoricida; Chrysochloridae. Gene Ontology annotation, cellular component: transcription factor TFIIH holo complex; transcription factor TFIIH core complex. Gene Ontology annotation, biological process: nucleotide-excision repair; transcription by RNA polymerase II; transcription by RNA polymerase I. The transcript has 14 exons. The record is from RefSeq and is a predicted model, not a curated record.